AUGUCUAAUCUUGGAAGAAAAAGUUCUGGUGCCGCAGGACAGCUCGUAGGCAAAGUUCAAAUACAUAAAAUUAUCAGACAUGGUAGUUCUGUUAAUAAAGAAUUGAACAAGUAUAGUAAAAAUAUUACACAGCCAAAGGCACAUGGUGCUGCUCAAGCUGUAUUAUAUGGUACUGGUUUGGAACCCGAGGAUAUGAACAAAGCUCAAGUUGGAAUUGCUAGUGUUUGGUUUGAAGGCAAUACGUGCAAUAUGCACCUUCUUGAUCUAGCUAAUAAAGUCAAGGAAGGUGUCAAAAAAGUGGGCCUUAUUGGCUAUAGGUUCAAUACUGUUGGUGUAAGUGAUGCUAUUAGUAUGGGUACAUCAGGGAUGAGGUAUUCUCUUCAAAGUAGGGAUCUUAUCGCAGAUUCUAUCGAGACGAUAAUGGGUGGACAAUGGUAUGAUGCUAACAUUUCCUUACCAGGCUGUGAUAAAAAUAUGCCUGGAUGUUUAAUUGCGAUGGGACGUCUUAAUCGUCCCUCUCUAAUGGUUUAUGGCGGUACGAUUCGUCCUGGCCGAUCCUCAUGUGGCAAAGACGUCCUAGAUAUCGUAUCAGCCUUUCAAUCAUAUGGUUCUUAUAUUGCUGGUUCUAUUUCUGAAGAAAAACGUUACGAUAUAGUGAAACAUGCUUGCCCCGGUCCUGGUGCUUGUGGUGGAAUGUACACUGCCAACACCAUGGCUUCCGCAAUUGAGGCAUUAGGAAUGUCUUUGCCAUAUAGUUCUUCAAUUCCUGCAGAAUAUCCUGAAAAGCAAGAAGAAUGUUUAAAUGCCGGGCAGGCAAUACGUAAUCUACUUGAACAAGAUAUUAAACCACGAGAUAUUAUGACAAGAAAAGCAUUCGAAAAUGCCAUGGUUCUUACAAUGAUUUUGGGUGGUUCAACAAAUGCUGUUUUACAUUUAAUUGCUAUUGCAAAAUCUGUUGGAUUAGAAUUAAAAUUGGAAGAUUUCCAAAAAAUUAGUGAUUCCACUCCAUUUUUGGCAGAUUUAAAACCUAGUGGUAAAUAUGUUAUGGAAGAUCUUUAUAAGAUUGGUGGUAUACCAGAAAAUAAUCUAAUACAUGGGGACACAUUAACCGUAACUGGAAAAACAUUAUCCGAAAAUCUUUCAAAUGUUCCAUCAUUAUCAUUUGAAACUCAAGAUAUAAUUCAUCCAUUAUCAAAUCCAAUUAAACCAACAGGUCAUAUACAAAUAUUAUAUGGUAAUUUGGCACCAGAAGGUUCUGUGGCAAAAAUUACUGGAAAGGAAGGGUUGACUUUUUCUGGAAUUGCUAAAGUUUUUGAUAGUGAAGUGGAUAUGUUGGGAGCCUUUGAACAAGGUGAAAUUAAAAAAGGGCAAGUUAUUAUUAUUAGGUAUGAAGGACCUAAAGGUGGUCCUGGAAUGCCUGAAAUGUUGACACCUACAAGUGUGAUAAUAGGUGCAGGACUUGGAAAUGAUGUUGCUUUAUUAACUGAUGGUAGAUUUUCAGGUGGAAGUCAUGGAUUUAUCAUAGGUCACAUAACACCCGAAGCCCAGGUAGGAGGGCCAAUUGCAUUGGUUAAUGAUGGAGAUCGAAUUACUAUAGAUGCAGAAAAAAGAGUAAUUCAUCUUGAUGUUACUGAUGAUGAACUUCUGGAACGACGAAAGCGAUGGAGUGCACCACCCUACAGGGCUACAAACGGUACUUUAUAUAAAUACAUUAAAAGUGUUAAAUCUGCUAGUGAGGGUUGUGUUACCGAUGAAUAA
Molecule: messenger RNA, 1758 nt
Organism: Dentiscutata erythropus
Lineage: Eukaryota; Fungi; Glomeromycota; Glomeromycetes; Diversisporales; Gigasporaceae
Source: the annotation of a GenBank genome assembly